This is a messenger RNA of Striga hermonthica, 1335 nucleotides long. The record is from the annotation of a GenBank genome assembly. Lineage: Eukaryota; Viridiplantae; Streptophyta; Magnoliopsida; Lamiales; Orobanchaceae.
AUGAAAGGCGUGAAAAAAAGGAAUAUCAGUACUGACCCCGCACAGCCACCAUCUGCUCCUCCGCCUCCCGACCACACCUCCGGCGCGGCGGCGUUCGGCGGUGACAGCGGCGGAGUUUUGGAAGGGGAGGAGGGGCCCAAGGAACAAGACGACAGCGGCGAAAUCGAAGGCACGCUGGAGGAUUUCGAAGAGGAAGGGGAAGGGGAGGAUUUUUCGGAAGCUGAGAGAGAGUACGAACAGCUGGGGGACGCGAAGAUUGGAGAGGAGGAGGGACAGAGGACGAAGCUCGCCGAUGGCUACUACGAGAUUGAGGCUGUACGCCGGAAGCGCGUUCGGAAGGGAAAAGUGCAGUAUCUCAUAAAAUGGCGAGGCUGGUCGGAGGCGGAGAAUACCUGGGAGCCUGUGGAGAAUCUGUUGCAGUGUUCAGAUAUUAUAGAUGCAUUUGAAGAAAGCCUGAAACCGGGGAAAAGUAAGCUGACACGCAAAAGGAAACGCAAGGCUGCUGUAACUCAAAUCCAACCCAAGAAAAAACAACAGGACAAACAGCAUCAAUAUCACCAGCAGCGAUCUCCUGCUCCUGCUGCUUACAACGUGCCCUCGCAUGUGAUAAGGAUUGGCAAUGAGCCUUUACCCUUUUCCAGGCUAAAAAACUUCACCUAUAUAAAUGAGAGUGGGCAGACUGCUGUAAAUGGGUUAAACCGUUUCGAAACUUCCAAGAAAGCAGGCGAGAAUGGUGCAAGAAUGGUUUCUGCUAUUAGAGAGGGAGGAAAGGAACAAAACGGGUUGAAUUUGAAACUCUCUGAGCUUAAGGGGGCAAUGGUGGCGGGCGAUGAAGAUUCUCUCCGGCUGGCUCAGACAUCCCAAGCAGGCCAACUACCGACAGGAGAUAAUUUGGCGAAUGAAUUCAGGAAUGAGAGGGUUGAUUCUGUGCAUGCCGGUCGUUUUACAGGUGCUAAAAGGAGGAAAUCUGGUUCUGUCAAGAGGUUCCGGAAGGAUCCAGAGUCGUGCUCUGUUGAUGAUGCAGCGAAUGGGGUUUUGGCUUAUGGGCCUCUCGCGCCCGAGAAUGUUCUGUGCCCUGAUUUUCUCAGGAAUAAUUCGGGCUGUCAAGAUGGUAAGUACGAGGAUUUCAAAAGCAUGUGCACGAUUAAACAGAUUGUGAAGCCUAUUAGCUAUAAAUCUUCCAUGUCAAACAACGUCCAAGAUGUCUUGGUGGCGUUUGAGGCGAUCAGGUCUGAUGGAACAAAAGUGAUAGUGGAUAACAAAUUUUUAAAAGCUAACAAUCCACUUCUGCUCAUAGACUUCUAUGAGAAAAAUUUACGGUACAGCCCAACGUGA